This is a messenger RNA of Cervus elaphus (red deer), 3492 nucleotides long. It is a transcript of the gene SPEM3, whose product is annotated as SPEM family member 3. Lineage: Eukaryota; Metazoa; Chordata; Mammalia; Artiodactyla; Cervidae. The record is from RefSeq and is a predicted model, not a curated record. Bases 1 to 3492 code for a protein of 1163 amino acids. Gene Ontology annotation, cellular component: cytoplasm. The transcript is spliced from 4 exons. Gene Ontology annotation, biological process: sperm individualization; flagellated sperm motility.
AUGGGUGAGCGAACCUACCACGGAGCCCAAGCGUGCUCUGGCACCAAUCCCAGAAAGUGCCAGGACCUAGGAGACUCAAUUCUUCUGAUCCUGGGCAGCUUCAUCUUGCUCAACGUGGGGAUCAAUGUGGUGACUCUGCUCUGGAAACACCUGAAGAACUCCUUGCGGACUCUUUUCCAUCAUUUUUUCCCCAGAGACAAGCAAUCCAGCUAUGCAGGCAGCCAUCCCAUGUGCAUGCGUUGCUCCGUGGAUCCCAAGAACCUGUGCUCAAGAGUCCCACCCCGCUUCCACCGCCGCCCAAGCUUCGUGCUCGGGCACCCUAACCACCUGGACUCCUGGAUACCAGACACGAACGAUGAGAAGGCUUCUAAGUGCUGCUGGAUGCCGCCUCAGUGUGGACAUGCCGGGGCUCCCAUGGAGGUGCCAUGGGGACUGUGGAAGGAGGGGCUCAUGGGAGCUGGGGAGGACCCACAGAUCACAGCCUUAAAGGCCCAAGCCACCUUCUACUCUAAGCAGGAGACAUCUUCCAAGUUCCGUAGGAUGAGCAAGGUGGACAUGGUUCCACUGCGCCUGCCCCAAGAGAACAAGACUAAGACCACAGACCACAACCCAGCCCAGGCCCAGACCCACUCCCCGGUCCAGUCCCCUGGUCAUGCUCCUGCCAAGGCCCAGACCUUCUCCCCAGCCCACCCCCCUGAGACCACCCCAGCCCAGACCCAGACCCACGCCCCCAUUUACCCCCCUGAACAUGCCCCACCUCAGGCUCAGACCAACUCCCUAGCCCUCGGCGCUGAGCACAACUCUGCCCAGGUCUGUGGUCUGGAGCACACCUCAGCCUAUACCCUGGACCAGGCCCCCUCACAGGGCCCAGCCCAGUGCGAGGGCCACACCCUUACCCACACUCUGACCCAUGCUCAUCUAACUUAUACCCAUGCCCAAACUCUGAUCCCUCCCCCAGCUUCUGCCCCAGUCCCUCCCCCAGCUUCUGCCCCAGUCCCUCCCCCAGCUUCUGUUCCAGUCCCUCCCCCAACUUCUGCCCCAGUCCCUCCCCCAACUUCUGCCCUUGCCCCUCCCCCAACUUCUGCUCCAGUCCCUCCCCCAGCUUCUGCCCCUGCUGCUACUUCUGCUCCAGCCCCUACACCAGCCCCUGUCCCCAUGUCUGCUACAACCCCUGUCCCUGCACUGGUCAUGGCCCUGCCGACCACUCCAGUCCGUUCCACACCUCCUUCCUCCGUCCUAACUUCUAUUCCCUCUACUUUGUCUGCCUUCAGCCAAGGCCUCUCCACUGGCCAUGUGGUCUAUGAUGCCCGCAGGGUAAAGCAGAACUUAUUCCAUGUAUGUGCCCCUCAGAACUCUGGGUAUUCCAGAAAGGACUUAGAUACACUCUCCAGGCUCCAAGAGGGGCAUGGCCUGGUGAGCUCUGGUACAGCUGAGCAAACAGUGAAGCAAUGUAGUGAGGACAGUGCCAAGCCCUUCACAGGAUCCAUAUUGGGUUACCUGGAGUUGGGGAACAUGGAAUGGAAGCUUUCAAAUGAUGCCAAGGAUGAAUCUGUGCAGCCCAAGACCUUCCCUUACUGCAGUUUCCACCCUUACAGUUCUGAGAAGCAAAACACGGACUCCCAGACUCCGGUCUACCCCAAAUUCCUGGUGUACUCCAAAGAUGCUGCACCUUAUCAACCUUGCUUCCAUAUUCCAACCUGUGCCCAGAACUCAAUGGGUACUGUGCCUCCACCCUGCACUCUUUCUCUACCUCUCAUUUCUCCCAGAUCCUUUGUUCUUCAUCAACACAGCAACCACCAGAAGCCCUCCACCUUAGUACAGACCCCCAAAUUUCCCCCAACCUCCAAGUCUCCUCAGUCUGUCCUCUCUUCCCAGGGUCCCAUCCCUCCUCAGUUCUCCACUACUUCUCAAACCCCAAACCAGCCCAAGCCCCCUGAACUUCAUGAGAAUCUAGGCCUCAACCAAGACCAUGGUCUCCAGAGGACCCCAGGCCCUUCAAAAGACACUCAAGUUUCCAGAAAGCCAGAGCUUACCCCAAAUCCAAAGCUCCACAUGAACCCAGGCUUUACUCAAGACCCAGGCUUCCACAAGAGCCCAGGCCUUGCUCAAAACCCAGGCCUCCACAAGAGCCCAGGCUUUACCCAAGACCCUUAUCUCUGCAAGAAUCCAAGCCUUUCCCAAGACUCUGACUUUCACAAAGAUUCAGUCAUUACACAAGAUUCUUGCUCCCAGAGUUUAAGUUCUACUCAAGAGGGAAGUUUCUUUAGAAGCCCAUAUCUCACCCAACCUUCUGGUAUCCACAAGAACACACCAUUUCUUCAAACUUCUGACAUUCAGAGAAGCUCAGGCUUUAGGCAUGACUCUGGAGUCUGUAGAAAUCUAGAACAAAACCAAGGGACUGUACUCUAUAGAGGUCAAGAGCUCUCCCAAAAAACCGGCCUCCAUAGUAUCCCACACCCUUCUCAAGAUUCUGGAUGUUACAAGAGUACAGGUAAUGCCCAAGAUCCAGGAGUCUCUAGGAGUCUAGGCUUUACCCAAGAUUCUGAACCACAGAAGAGUCCAUGCUUUGUCCAAGACUCUGGAAUCAACAAGAACUCAGGCCUUACCCAGGAAUCUGGUCCCCAUAAGAACCCAGGCUUUGUGCAAACCCCUGGUCUCUUUAAGGACUCAGGAGACUACAACAAUCCAGGCCUUACUCAAGAUUCUGGAGUUUACAGGAGCCAAGAUCUUACUCAAGAUUCUGACCUCCAUAAGAAUCUGGGCCUUACCCAAGUCACCGAAGUCAAAAGAUGUGAUGUUCCCCAAGAUGCUAGACUUUACAGGAGCCCAGAACAUUGCCACAACCCUAACCUCCACAAGUACCCAGGAGUUACUCAACAUCCUGGCCCCCAGAAGACUCAGGACUUUGUCAAGGGAUCAGGCUUUGUCCCCAAUCCUGUCCUCCACAAGAACCCUCUGGGAACUGACUGUGUCCAAGUUUUGGGCCCACUUCAGACCCCAAAGUCAUUUAUAUCUGAGAAGAUUCCUCGAAGGCAUGAGGCCGGGCAGCAUAUUCCAGGGGCUUCUGUCCCACCUAGCCAGACCUCCUCCCCCGCCAAGGCCCAGGUGGUCUACAAUGACCAACAAACCUUCUCAGAGGUUCCUGUGCUGAUAGAGCUGCAACCACCCUCCCGGCGAGCAGGCAGCCAAGACUGGGUGUACCGCCCCAUGGACACAGCUCCUGCAGCCUCCCAGAACUAUCGCCAGAUGUCUAUGCCUCCCCAAACCAACUGGAAGCCCCACUGCCCAGGGUCAGGCACCCGGGUAGGGCACGUGGUCUUUGAUGCCCGCCAGAGACAUUUGGGAGCAGGCAGGGACAAGUGUGAAGCGUUGUCUCCCAGGCGCCUUCACCGAGAGAUAUCCAACAACUCACCAGAGAUGGCCAAGGCGUGGGGAUAUCAGUGUGUGAUGAGAAACUUAGAAAAAGAGGGGACCAAUGUGCAUGAAGAAUAA